Messenger RNA from Trypanosoma cruzi, 633 nucleotides. RefSeq names its product mucin TcMUCII, putative. The record is from RefSeq and is a predicted model, not a curated record. The transcript has a single exon. NCBI's taxonomy places the organism in Eukaryota, Euglenozoa, Kinetoplastea, Trypanosomatida, Trypanosomatidae. The coding region runs from base 1 to 633 and encodes 210 amino acids.
AUGACGACGUGCCGUCUGCUGUGCGCCCUGUUGGUGCUUGCCCUGUGCUGCUGCCCUUCUGUGUGCGCGGCAAACGCUGAACCGGUUGAAUCUCCGCCCAUGACGACCACGACGACUACAGCACAGGCACCAAUCGUUGACACUAAAGAGAAGCCUGAAGCUACUACAAAGCCCACCAGCCUAUCGUCCACUGUAUCAGAGGGCCUGCAGUCACCCAUGCCGUCAGAUUUGUCAGGUCUUGGGUCCGGUGACGGCCAGGGAAAGUUUGAAGGCGGGGGACCAAUUUCGACCAAUCCAGAUCCGCAAUCAAAUGAAGUUUCGAAUACGACAGAGAAAAAGGGUACUGAAAGCACGACAGGUUCCGAAAGCCGAGCGAGUUCGUCCGCAGAACAAGCAAAUAAGAAUGUCGACGAUCCUGCCGAGACGACCACUACCACAACAAAGGCACCAACCACGAGCUCGACCACUACAACACAUGCACCAAGCACUACGACUACAGAGGCGCCAGCUGUGUCGACCACCCGCGCACCGUCACGUCUUCGCGAAAUCGACGGCAGCCUCAGCAGCUCUGCGUGGGUGUGUGCCCCGCUGCUGCUCGCCGCAUCCGCGCUGGCGUACGCCGCUCUGGGCUGA